Amaranthus tricolor (Joseph's coat) is the source of this 1506-nucleotide messenger RNA. Its product is annotated as protein LURP-one-related 11-like. The transcript has 3 exons. NCBI's taxonomy places the organism in Eukaryota, Viridiplantae, Streptophyta, Magnoliopsida, Caryophyllales, Amaranthaceae. The record is from RefSeq and is a predicted model, not a curated record. Bases 226 to 894 code for a protein of 222 amino acids.
CCCUUUUAACAACCCAUAAAGAGCCAUUACCUCCAUUAUCACACAAAAACUAGAUAUCUUAAACUAAUGGUUUGACUAACAUAAUUAGGUCACUUUAAAACUUUAAUACUCAUAUAAAAAGCCUCACCACACAAGCUACAUUCAAACCAAUCUCAAACUCACCUUCUUCUUUACUUCUUCAAAGUAAACACCAAAAACUAAUUUUGUAAAAAAAAAUUUUAAAAAAUGUCCAAAAUUCAUCCUCAACAUUUAUCAACACCAUCACAAACACAAUUAGUUUGUGAUCAGCCCUCAAUUUGUUAUGGUCAUCCUCUUUCUAUAUCCUCCUCGACCUUGUCCUCGUCCUCUAUACAAGGAGAGAUCUUCACCAUUUGGAUGAAAUCUCUCAUUCUAGGAGGUAAAGGUUGUACCGUUUUCGACUCGAAAGGUCAAGUUGUUUAUAGGGUUGAUAAUUAUUCUUCUAAAUGUUGUGAUCAAGUUUACCUCAUGGAUUCUCAUGGCCAUGUCCUCCUUACAAUCCUUAGAAAGAAGUUUAGAUUGUUAGCAAGUUGGAAAGGGUAUAAAGAUGAGAAGAAGAAGGGAGCUUCAUGGUGGUUUCAAGUAAAAAAAAGUUGGAAAUUUCCCAAAAUGCCCUUAGAAUGUGAGGUUGUAGUGAAUUUAUACCAUGAUAGAAAAUCACCAGCUUUCAAGAUUGAGAAGGGAAAAUCUGAUUUAACAUCUUGUAAGAUUGUAGAUAGAUUGGGAGGCCUCAUUGCAGAGGUGACAAGAAAGCAGUCAUUCGGAGGGGUAGUUUUGGGAAAUGAUGUGCUUACAUUAGUGAUUGAGCCUAAUAUUGAUCCCUCAUUAAUUAUGGGAGUUAUGGUUGCAUAUAAUCUCAUUAAUAGUAAAAUGUGAUUAUAUAUAUAUAUAUUUUUUUAAUUUAUAAAUUUAUAGAGUGCUCGAUGAAAUGGGGGUUUUUUUUUUUUAUCACAUAGUAGCCCCGAUAUGAUGAUUGCGGCCAAUGAGAAUAUGGUAUUUGCCAUCAAUAAGGCAAAACUCGAGUCUCCAUGAAUUAGGGUUUAUUUUAAUUCAAUUGUAAAUACUCUCUUCUCUUUUUGUCUUUGAUUUUAGGUUAUUGCUAACUAGACAACUUUAUGUUGUCAACAAAAUUAAUGAGAUGUAUAUGACAUGGUUUUCAUAUAUGAGACUCCUUGAUUUGCCAAUGUCCUUUGUUUAAGCGGUGAGACAAUCACAUACAAGAGUUGUUUUUUUGGGCACAGAGUGUCAUUUAAAUGAUAAGUUUUAGAUGAGAUUGUAUAACAAUUAUCAUCAUUAUGCUUGGGAAAAAAUUAUCAAUAAUAAAUCAAAUUUUACUUGAUUCCCUGAAAAUAAACCCACUAAUUAGUAAUUUUUAGAUAAACUCAUUUAUAAGGUAUAUGUAGGAAAAUAAUUCCCAAUGACACUCGUGGUAUAGUAAUUAAAAACGUAAUUUUAUCUACAUUAAUUUUAGUCAUCGACUUCUAGAAC